This is a messenger RNA of Sphaerodactylus townsendi, 5136 nucleotides long. RefSeq names its product apical junction component 1 homolog (gene AJM1). The record is from RefSeq and is a predicted model, not a curated record. The transcript has 3 exons. Gene Ontology annotation, biological process: cell-cell junction organization. Bases 231 to 3467 code for a protein of 1078 amino acids. Gene Ontology annotation, cellular component: plasma membrane; apical junction complex. Lineage: Eukaryota; Metazoa; Chordata; Lepidosauria; Squamata; Sphaerodactylidae.
UGGAGCUGCUGGAGCAGGUGCCGGGCCCCGGCUCAGCGUGGGGGCAUCAUCUCGCUUCUGCAGGCGCCGCGGGGGUGCACGGAGAGAUUGGGGAUGAGCAUGAAUGUGGAGCUCAGAUCGCUGCUUCUACUGAAGCUGAAUAAUUCUAAGCCACCCCUUAGUCCCCACACCAGAGUUGCUGUGGUGUACUGAAAUGAUCUGAGAAGGAGCUGGAAAGAGCUGCUUUUAAGAUGACCCGAACGGACCCGCCUGAUCUUCUGGUGUCUAUGGUGUAUCAGGACAUCAAGGUGGCUUCUCUCAACCCCUCCCGUUCAGCUUUCUACCAGCCCAUGGGGCAAUGUGAUACUUCCAUGUCUUCAUCCUUGGAGACCCACUCCCAGCACUUCAACAAGCGGCACUGCCGCAGCUUUGACUUCCUGGAAUCCCUGGACGAACCACCACCCACACCGCCUGUCAUGCAGCGCUCCUCCCGGCGACCGCCCACUCCAGAACCCUCCUCUGCUCCUGUGGGCAAGAAGGCUUCUGUCAGGACAGCUGCUCCAGAGGCUCCAGUCAGCAAGGCCUACCCGCGAGGGAGGGAGGUUCCAAAGGAAUCAGCCCCGCGAGCAGAGCCCAAGAGACGAGCCAGAUCUAAGAGUGCCCCUCGAGUCAAAACCGCCUUCACUCCAAUUGCCAUACCUGUGUCUUCCGGCUCACCCUCAGCACCAUCCAGAAGGGGACGUGAAGUCCAGCGAGUGUCCCGAGAGCCUGAACAAAUGGAGCUAUCCCCUCGUCGAGAGGGCGGCUAUUCCUCUAUGAAGCCCUUGAUCAAUGAAGUGCAUCCGAUCAAGCUGCAGCCACAGCGCAGCAGCGGUAGCCGCAUCUCACCCCUCUGUGUUAGUGGCGCCAACUGCUAUGAGGAGGCACCUGCCAUGCGGCCCCUACCACAGAGCAUACACGUCAAACGCCGAGUGGACAUCAAGCCGGAUGAGGCUACAGUGAUGCAUGCGGCCCGCAGCACCAAAGCCUCUCACGGCCACAUGGAGGCUUUGCCACCCUGGCCCAGGCCUCCUGGUGCUGCUCACAGCUUAACAGUGCCUGGCAGCCGACAGAUGUCCAUGUCACGGACUCCCACACCCAGCGACACCUAUAGUGGGGAACACCGGGUCCUGGCACCGUACCCCGCUGAAGUUUAUGAUGGAGGCCAAGCCUUGCCAGAAGGUGGCUGCAUUCCCUUCACCCCAUACGUGCCAAACAAGUUCUUCUACACUGAAGAGCCAGGCAACUUCCCUCUGAAAAGCUCUGGCUAUGAGGGAUACCCUCCCCAGUAUGGGGGCCACGUCCUCCCACCACAGCCCUUUUAUGGGGAAGAGUCUCCCAAAAGUGGCUUCCAUGCUUUCCCUCCCAGGACGUUUUUUGUGGAGGAUAACCGGUCUUAUCCCAUCCAGGAGCCCCCUGCUAGGACAUACUAUGGGGAUGAUUCUCGCUUUUAUACCCCCAGGACUCCUCCCAUGAAGGCUGUUUAUGCUGAUGACCCUAGGGCUUACCCUGCCUUGAGGUCCAACCCCCGAGUCUUUUAUGCAGAGGAUUAUGGGAAAUACCAUGAGCGGGAAAUCAUGUCCAGAACCUACCCAUAUCCACGCAAUACUCAGCCCGCGCAGUUCAAUGACUGGUAUAGCCCUGACAGAGGGUCAGUACCAUACCAGACAUGGCAAAUGUCCCGUUUCACUCCCCCACAACCUGCGCCCAGAGCUAUGCUGUCCUCCUGGCACGCCAGCUAUAGCGCCAGCCCUCCCCGGCUUGGCACAGACACACGUCACUAUUCCAAAUCCUGGGACAAUAUCCUGACUCCCCACGUGCGCCGAGAAGACCCCAUGUUGCGUGGGCGCAGCUACGAGAACCUGUUGGCCCGGGAUCCACACCGUGCCUUAUCUCCCGAUGACCGACGCCAACCAGUUGUGGUCAAUCUGUCCACUUCACCCAAACGCUAUGCUGCGCUUUCGCUCUCUGAAAACUCCCUCAUCGAGAAGAUGCAUGUCGAUGGUGGACGUCACGGCUGGUUUGUCACCCCAGAGAUCACUAUUACCGACAAUGACAUCCGAGCCAACGGUGUCUGUAAAACAGAGAGACGCUCGGCCAGCUGGGAUGUCUUGGAUUCAGGUGAUGUGCGAGACAGGGGUUGCAUCCAAACCGGGCCCUACGUUGCUAAUCCUGGCGCCAAAGAAAAUGUUGCCCACCAGCGUAGCCUGGAGCAAUUGGACGAGCUGAUUACAGACCUGGUCAUUGAUUACAAACCUCCUUCUGCUUGCCCAUCCAGUGAGGUUAGCAACUUGGCUGACCAGCUCCGGCGGCUGAUAAGCGAGAGCAUGGCCCUGCCUGCCAAGAAACCAGACCCCUGGAAAGUGGUGGAACCCCAUCCCACAAAAGAACAGCCUGGCCCCAGCUCAUUCCAUGCUGAGCUGCGUAAGGACCAAGGGAGGCGCUCUGCCGACAUGGCGGUGUCUGCCGGUCCAUUUGAGAAAGUGUGGGACGAUUGCUCGCCAGACCUCAGCGCCGACGAGGAUGAUGUGAUGAUGUGUUCCAAUGCCAAGUGCCGCCGGACAGAGACUAUGUUCAACGCUUGCCUCUACUUCAAAUCUUGCCACAGUUGUUAUACUUAUUACUGCUCCCGUAACUGCCGACGAGAGGACUGGGAUACCCACAAGGAGAACUGCAUUUAUGGCCGGAUUGGCAGCACUUGCCGCCACGUGCUGCAGUUCUGUCGGGAGAGCGGAGAAGUGCACAAGGCCUUCUCACGCAUCGCUAAGGUGGGCUUUCUGUCCAGGGGCCGUGGGGUACUCUUUUUGGGCUUCCCCAACGCAGGCUCCGCUGAGAACUUUCUGCAGUUUGGCUUGGAGAGCUUGCUGAUGUCACCCACUUACCUGUCGCUGCGGGAACUUGAAAACUACUCUGACAAUCUCGGGGACUAUGCCCGGGAGCUUCGGGAGGCUGGCCAACAGUAUGACCCAAAUGAAUGUUUCCUCCUGAAUGUAACUGUGGCGGUCGGACAGAAGGUCCCCGAGAGGCCAUCCCCCAAGGUGCAGGUGCCAACAGUCAGGAAGUAUGCCAAGGUGGCCUUAGCAUCCUCAAGUCCUGAAAAGAAGAUCCUGAAGAAGGAGCACGACAUGGAAACGCUAAUCCUGACGCCUCCUCCUGGCACGGCUGACAUAGACAAAGAGGGCGAGGAAGGGCGCAAAGCCCGCGAGGUCUGUUUCAUUAACAUCCAGCGGGAGCUGCGCAUCCGUGGGGUCUUUUUACGGCAUGAAUUCCCUAAGAUUUAUGAGCAGCUCUGUGAAUUCGUGGAGACUAACAAACGCUUCACGCCCACCACUAUCUACCCCAUCGAUAAGCGGACUGGCAAGCAGUUCAUGUGUAUGAUCAUGGCAGCAUCUGAGCCCCGUACUCUUGACUGGGUGGCGAGCCCCCACCUCCUCGACGACAUCAUGUGAUCCUACUACUGCCACCCAUCUCUCUUCUGCCCCGCCCUAUUUAUUGCCCUUUUCUUAGAGGUGUAUUUUGUUAUCAGAGUACUAAUGUGAUUUGAUUGGAAUGUUCCUGUUCUUUCUAAUGCAUUCUAGUUGGCUGUGGAAUAGGCUGGUCUAGGAUGUGACCAGGUUCCCUGAGGAAAGAAGCUGUGUGUGGCUUUAAGUACAAAUCGUUUCCGGAUCAAGCUGAAAUGAAAAUUCUGCUCACAAUUUGAAUUUGGAAUUUUCAGAUGUCCAUUAAAAAAAAACUGAUUAGAGAUACGCACAAUUAACUUUUCUUGGUAAUUGUGACGUUGGCAAUGCAAAGCCAUUGCCAAAUCCCAGGCCAUGCAACCUGUCCUCGAAAGCCAGCUGUUUCCAUAGUAGAGAAUAUUGUUCUGUUGUGGUUUUUUUUUAACCAACAUUGGAGAAUAGCAAUUGAAGUAUUUUCCAUCGCAUUUUCAUUCGCAAUUCUCUCAAAGAUUUUGUCUGGACUCCUCAGCUUGUCCGCCUUUAUCUUCCCAUCUGGGCAUCCGUGCUUAGCAAGGACUGGGGUGGGAUUGAGGCUUAUUUUAAGUUACUUUUAAGCAACUGGGCUGUAAUGGCACAAUUGGAGGUCUUGGGAAAGGCAGAUGGUAUCCAUUCAACCUUGCUUCUCCUCUGCAUUGUUUUACCAGCUGGUCCUGGAAGAGCCAGGACUGCGGUAGGGCUAUAGCAAGGCUUCUCCAGUCUCUCUGAUCCACGCUUUAACCAUUAGACAACAGUGCUACCUCUCUUAGGAUCUAUGGUCAGAGAUGACUCCCAACUGCCCAGCUCUUGGAGAAAGCCUGAUUGUCCUUGGUUGCUCGAAAGAAACAUUCUCCCUUCCAAGCACAGGCGAAGGGAUCAUGUGACAUCUAGCUAAACUUCUAUGGCCAUCACAGAAGUUACACUUGGGGGUGGGUGGGAUGUAUUUGCAUGGGGGGAAAGCAGGGUGCUGCUUAGAAAGUGUGUUAAAGUGUCUUGAGGAAUCCUUUCAUCCCACCCUGAGUAACUGGUUGCAUGCUUUGGAAAAUGUGAUUGUAUACAAUGCCACCUUCCUGAGUACACAUGGGCACUUCGGCCCACAGUUUUUCACAAAAUGUAUGCACUUCCAUUUCUGGGAGCAUUUGGAGAAUCACACUGUCAUGGCUUGUAGUCGUUGAUGUGGAGCAACCAGUUCGACUAAGUUGGAAAGUGAUGCAGUCUCUGAAGGUGGCAGAAUGGGUGUGAGAUCUACUCUGUGGGGCACAAUCUGCUGCUGCAUGACCUCCAUUGAGAUGACCACAGGCUUCCCUUCAUUCCAGCAAAGUUUGUGAAGGAGGUUGUCCCAGUGCAUUGCUGUUCAUGGUCAGAAGUGGGGUGCCUUUGGGAUGUUUUGCCUCAAGCAGCAAAGUUAGUUGAGCCAGCCCUGAGAGUAACUAUUACGAAGUCCCCCCCCCACUCCUCCUGGCUCCAUCAUCCAUAUUUUUCAAAAUUAACUUAGUGCAAAUCAAAGCCCCCAUAAAGCUCUUUGGUCAUUGCCAUGCUUGCUGCUGGGGCAAAGCAUAGAUUUGACCUUUUCCUCCCACCUUUUGGAGAGCCAGUGUGGUGUAGUGAUUAAGAGCAGGUAGAUUCUAAUCUAGAGAUCUGGGUU